This is a messenger RNA of Aspergillus nidulans FGSC A4, 1480 nucleotides long. Its product is annotated as FAD-binding oxidoreductase. The transcript is spliced from 3 exons. NCBI's taxonomy places the organism in Eukaryota, Fungi, Ascomycota, Eurotiomycetes, Eurotiales, Aspergillaceae. The record is from RefSeq and is a predicted model, not a curated record. The coding region runs from base 10 to 1431 and encodes 473 amino acids. Gene Ontology annotation, molecular function: oxidoreductase activity; FAD binding; flavin adenine dinucleotide binding.
GACACAAAUAUGUCCAUGCCACCGGCCGCCCUUUCUUCUCUCCGCACUGCCCUCACCAGCUCGCUGGUCUUCACGCCUGGCGACGAGGGGUACCUGGACUCCCUGCGGAGAUGGUCCGAUACCGGGCGCAAGGAAGCUGGAAUCGUUAUUCAACCGACCGAAACCGCCGAUAUCCAAACCGCACUCAAAUGGGUCCAAGAACACCAGAUCGACCUUGCCGUCAAAUGUGGCGGACACUCGGUUUCGGGCACGUCUUCAUCCGCCGGUGGAUUGGUGAUUGACCUCUCGCGCAUGAACGGCGUCUCGGUCGAUAUUCAGAAGAAAACCGUCACUGUCGGCGGCGGCGCCGUCUGGAAAGACGUCGAUGAGGCCGCCGCCGCGUACGGCCUCGCGGCCGUCGGCGGAACCGUCAACCACACAGGCGUCGGCGGGCUGACCCUGGGAGGCGGGUAUGGCUGGCUGAGCGGGCAGUACGGGCUGACGAUAGAUAAUCUGGUCUCUGCGACGGUCAUCCUGGCGAACGGCGAGACCGUCAUCGCAAGCGAGACCGAAAACAGCGACCUCUUCUGGGCGCUCAGGGGCGCCGGGUAUAACUUCGGCGUCGUGACGAGCUUCACCUUCCAGGCGCACGAGCAGCCCGAGCCCGUGUACGCGGGGAUACUCGCGUACACGCCCGACAAGGUCGAGCGAGUGGUCGAGAUCCUGAACGCGCUGCUCCUCGACAAGCCGGACCCGCGGUCCGGCGCGAUCUGUAUUUUCGCCGAACCGCCCGGUGCGCCGACCCCCAUGGUCAAUGUACUCGUCUUCUACAACGGCACACAGGCUGAAGGCGAGGCCCGGUUCGCCGACCUGCUUGGCCUCUCGCCCAUCGCCAACACCGUCUCCAUGAUCCCGUACAGCCAGAUGAACAGCCUGCAAAAUCCCAUGGCGACUUACGGCGACCGCAAGAGUUUCAAAGGUGUCUUCUUCAACCCGCCACUGUCGCCGCAGUUUGCAAAGACGAUGCUGGAAGAGUUUACGGCUAAGGUCAAAUCCGAUCCCGAUCUGGCCGCGAGCGCGCUGCUACUCGAAUUCUACGACAUGACCAAGACCGUCUCUGUGCCCCGGGCAGCGACGGCAUUUGCAUCGCGCGGCACAACGCAGAACGGUAUCAUCACGCUGCGCUGGUCGGAUGCGACUAAGGAUCUGGAGCACCGGGCGUGGGCGAGGGAGGUGCAGGAGCGGUGGAAGGACGUGCUCGAGAAAGAGACGGACGCCAAUCUCGAUGCGGCUGGGAAGGCCGGUGUGCCGCAGUACAUCAAUUAUGCAGAGCCUGGCGACGCGGUGGUGGGCAACAUCUACGGAGAGAACCUGCCGCGGUUGAAAGCGCUCAAGGCGAAGUACGAUCCCACGAAUGUGUUUAGGAAGAUGCAUCCGAUCACGCUGGACUAAGAUAGCUUGAGUGGGUAUAUCGUCUAUUAUUGGACAUAUCUAAAAACUA